AUGGCCACGCGGCUACAGAUUUCCCAGCACGACAAGCAGUACGGCCUGGGCGAGGAGUACCAGCAGCGCUUCCAGAACUUCCUCCGCAACAGGCGCAAGGUGGAGAGGCACAACGCCGGCAACCACACCUUCCAAAUGGGCCUGAACCAGUUUGCAGACAUGACCUUUGAGGAGUUCCGGAAGAAGUACCUCUGGCAGGAGCCUCAGAACUGCUCAGCCACGGAAGGCAACUUCAAGGGCACUGCCGGGUGGCACCCACCGGCUAUGGACUGGAGGAAGAAGGGGAACUAUGUGACGCCGGUCAAGAACCAGGGUCCCUGCGGGAGCUGCUGGACGUUUUCAACCACGGGGUGCCUGGAGUCGGCCAUCGCCAUCGCCACGGGGAAGCUGCCGGACCUGUCGGAGCAGCAGCUGGUCGACUGUGCCCAGGCCUUCAACAACCACGGCUGCAGUGGGGGCCUCCCCAGCCAAGCUUUUGAGUACAUCCGAUACAACCACGGGCUCAUGGGCGAGGACACGUACCCGUACCACGCCAGGAAUGGCACCUGCAAAUUCCAGGCCAAGGAGGCCGUUGCCUUCGUGAAGGACGUUGUCAACAUUACACUGAACGAUGAAGACAGCAUGGUGGAAGCCGUGGGGACCUACAAUCCUGUGAGCUUUGCCUUCGACGUGACCGAGGACUUCAUGUUGUACUCCAAGGGGGUUUACUCCAGCAAAAGCUGUCAGAAGACUCCGGACAAAGUGAAUCACGCCGUCCUGGCCGUGGGCUACGGGGAAGAGAAUGGACUUCCCUACUGGAUUGUCAAGAACUCCUGGGGCUCAGUGUGGGGCAUAGACGGGUACUUCAAUAUCCAGCGGGGAUGCAACAUGUGCGGCCUGGCGGCCUGUGCCUCUUACCCCGUCCCCCAGGUUUAAGCGGAAGGAGAGGCUGUGCUGCGGGCUGAAGACGGAG
This is a messenger RNA of Gekko japonicus, 952 nucleotides long. RefSeq names its product cathepsin H (gene CTSH). Gene Ontology annotation, biological process: immune response. Gene Ontology annotation, molecular function: cysteine-type endopeptidase activity. Bases 1 to 915 code for a protein of 304 amino acids. Gene Ontology annotation, cellular component: lysosome. The transcript has 11 exons. Lineage: Eukaryota; Metazoa; Chordata; Lepidosauria; Squamata; Gekkonidae. The record is from RefSeq and is a predicted model, not a curated record.